GGGAGUUCUCUACAAAAGCCUCUUUGCAGCUGCUUCACUAGCUCCAGUGGGCACUGCAAAGGGAGUUGAGGAAAGAUAUUGCACAGCCAGCUCUCUGCAGCUUUGGACGGCACACUCAUUCCCGGUCAGCGAUGAUGUCCGGAUGGAAUUUCUAUGCCACCCUCUCUGGGAUGUUCCUCAUCAUCCAAGGUUUCCCACACACCAAUAUCAAGAUCAGCCAAGCUUUGGCAGAGCCGAUCCUGUCCUAUUCUUGUCCUCUCUUCUGGACCGAAUACGAAGGAUACUGUUACCGAUACUUUCCCAUCAAUAAGACGUGGGCAGAAGCUGACUUGUAUUGUGCGGAGUUUUCUAUUGGCCUCAAAUCGGCCAAAUUAGCAUCCAUUCACAGCUGGGAAGAGAACGUAUUUGUGUAUGACCUGGUAAACAGCCGAGUGCCUGGAAUACCCACUGAUAUCUGGAUGGGGCUUAAUGAUCUAAGGCAGGAAAGCAAUUUUGAAUGGACCGAUGGCUCCUCAUAUGACUAUAACUACUGGGAUGGCAAUCAGCCAGAUGAUGGGAUUCACUCUAAACCAGAAGAUGAAGACUGCGUGCAGAUCUGGUACAGAUACAGCAGUGCUUUACGGUCUUGGAAUGAUAAUAGCUGUAACAGAGAAUUCCCAUUCGUGUGUAAGAUUCCAUCCCUGGCAGCUGAUUAGCUGUUUUUCUCCCCC
Messenger RNA from Elgaria multicarinata webbii, 710 nucleotides. RefSeq names its product C-type lectin domain containing 19A (gene CLEC19A). The record is from RefSeq and is a predicted model, not a curated record. The transcript is spliced from 5 exons. Lineage: Eukaryota; Metazoa; Chordata; Lepidosauria; Squamata; Anguidae. Gene Ontology annotation, molecular function: signaling receptor activity. The coding region runs from base 132 to 695 and encodes 187 amino acids.